Messenger RNA from Vicia villosa (hairy vetch), 1581 nucleotides. RefSeq lists its product as uncharacterized. The record is from RefSeq and is a predicted model, not a curated record. The transcript has 4 exons. Bases 95 to 577 code for a protein of 160 amino acids. NCBI's taxonomy places the organism in Eukaryota, Viridiplantae, Streptophyta, Magnoliopsida, Fabales, Fabaceae. Gene Ontology annotation, cellular component: endoplasmic reticulum.
AAUCAACCACAAAUAAAAAUAACACUCACACGAUCUCAUUGACUCUUCAUCUCUCUCUAUCUCUCUCUCUUCAUUUCUCUCUCUGUGGGUGCCAAUGGCGGAUCCAAUCUCUAAAGCUCUGAUCGCUUUUCUGCUCAUAGCUUCUCUCUUGCUAUGCUCCCACGCUUCCUCCGACGUUCCCUUCAUCGUCGCUCACAAGAAGGCUUCUCUCAACCGGCUUAAGACCGGCGCUGAAAGAGUCGCUGUCACCAUCGAUAUCUACAACCAAGGAACUUCGACGGCAUAUGAUGUGAGUCUGGCAGAUGAGAGUUGGCCAACCGACCUUUUCAGUAUCAUCAGCGGUACCACUUCAAAGACCUGGGAAAAGCUUGAUGCUGGUGGUGUCCUCUCUCACACAUUUGAGCUGGAGGCAAAAUCAAAGGGAGUAUUUUCUGGUGAACCAGCUGUCAUCAAGUUCCGUGUCCCUACAAAUGCUGCUUUACAGGAGGCAUUAUCAACUCCCAUAUUGCCUUUGGAUAUUCUUGCUGACAGGCCUCCAGAGAAGAAAUUUGAAUGGGUAGGUUUCUUGAAUACCUGACGAUUGCAUUAAUCAAUCUAAUCAUUGACUGACACGUUGCUUUUUUGUUUUCAUGUAUUUAUAUUUGGUUGGACUGGAUUUCUCAGGCUAAGGUAUGGACAAGUAUUUUAUGAUUUGUAAUUGCAAUUUUUGAAAUUAUUAUGUGAAUGAUAUAAAUUUGAAUUUAGCAUGAGAGGGCUGCCUAUUUUCAUAAUUGAUUUUGCAAGUUGCCUCUCAUGAGUGGAUCUCAUUCACACUGUUGGUGCGACUUUUUCCACUCUUGAGAAAUGGAUGGUUUUGUGUGUACUGAUGCAAACAACCGGGGUUUAUUGGUUUAAGAAACUUUUUUUUUUGUUUUCACUUUUAAUUACAGAACUGUCACCUUAUUUUCAUUUUGUUUUAUGUUUUCAAAGACAUGGUGCCAACAAAUAAGUUGUUUUAAUUGUAACCUGUACAAACCCUUAAAAAUAGGAACAAAAUGAAAACGAAGUAGUGCAGAUUUGAAGUUAAAGCUGCAUCAGUAAUUGAAAUAGAAAAUAUUUUCUCACCAUGUUUUUCUUAUUAGUGCACUUUUCUCUCCUAGUGUUCCACAUAGAAACAACAUCAAAACAUAAAAAUCUUCUGCAUGAUGUGUUCUUUUUAACUACCUUAUUGAUUUAUCAUAGUAUAAUAACUUUACCUUACUGUCAAAAAUAUUUUUGUCCACAGAGGUUGCUGGCUAAGUAUGGAUCUUUAAUCUCGGUGAUCAGCAUUAUUGUUAUGUUCGUGUACCUGGUAGCUACCCCAUCAAAAUCAGGAAAAGGAGGCAAGAAGAAGAGAAAUUAGUACCGUUACAAUCAGACAUCGGAGGCUAGCGCGUGAUAUUCUGUCUGCGGUCAGUUUUCACCUAGUUAGAACACAUGUUUUUGAACUUUUUGAAUGAAUGGUUAAAUGAGUUAGUGAGAGAACAAUUGUAAUUUCUUGACGGCAUACCUGGACAGUUGUUUUCAGUUAUCACAUGAAUGUUAUGGAUCUUAGCUAGCAAA